Molecule: messenger RNA, 1012 nt
Organism: Chinchilla lanigera (long-tailed chinchilla)
Lineage: Eukaryota; Metazoa; Chordata; Mammalia; Rodentia; Chinchillidae
Exons: 5
Coding region: 1-915 (304 amino acids)
Source: RefSeq, a predicted model, not a curated record
AUGGGGGCAGCUUUCAAGGACACCAGCCUCACACAGUGUCCCCGAGAAGCUGGCGGACCCCGAACAGCCCUCAGAGCACCAGUGGCGUUCAUUCCCACUGUCUUACAGACUGCGGAGGAUCAGCUAGCUGGAGGAUCAGAGCCCCUGGGGCCGCAGGGCUGCUCGGGACAGCCCAAAUCUUCAGUCGAAGCCAGGGGUCACCGGGAGGGAAAGGAUGUGACAGGACGUCAACAUGCCGUCGGCCCACCCCCGACCUUCAGGGCGCAAGCUCGCCUCAUAGCACUCUGCGGUCUUCAGCCCCGGGGCUCCUUGGUCACCCCACAUAGUCUUCACCCGGAACUAUCGCCCCUCCACUCCAAAAGAAUUCUAGAAUCUUCCUCCCUUGCUCUUCCUGACAGCCCAGACCCUCUCCACCCUUGGCCGCCCUCUUCCCCAAACCUUCCACUCUUGCUCUGCCAUCCGUCACUGGCCCUGAUCUGGCUCAGACACCUCUUCAGGUGGCCGCUUCUGUCUCGUGUGUUCCAGGCAGGACCGAGCCACUACACACGGGCGUCUGCCGGCAACCAAACUCCAGGCGGCCAACGCGGCCAAGCUUUGCCCGCUGCACUCUGGCCCACUUCUCCAGCCCUCUGCUCGCAGACAAGCCCAGUCCUCACUGAGAGACCCCAGGUCACCACCAGAGUGCCCUGCUGUGCAGCCCCUCGAGGUGGCCCAGAUCUCUCCGCCGCUGUGGACCUUCUGGAAAGGAUUUUCCCACACAGCCCUGAUUUCAGUAUCCAGCUGGCAAGGGGACUUUCCACGCGGCUGUACUCAGGAGACCUCAAACCAGGGAUGGUGUGCGGCAGUGGUUACCCGGCUGUCCCUACCCUGAGACGGCCAGUUGGAGCAAACAAAUACAACAGACCUGUUACGUGACGCCCGGCCGUCAGUCACCGUAGGCUGCAAAGUCAGUGCAAGCGUUCUCUGGCUAUGUGCAAUGUACAAUAAGGGUAUUGUCUGUUUUAUAUUAGUU